Messenger RNA from Drosophila kikkawai, 1111 nucleotides. RefSeq names its product RAS oncogene family member Rab19 (gene Rab19). Lineage: Eukaryota; Metazoa; Arthropoda; Insecta; Diptera; Drosophilidae. Gene Ontology annotation, cellular component: Golgi apparatus. Gene Ontology annotation, molecular function: GTP binding; GTPase activity. The record is from RefSeq and is a predicted model, not a curated record. Gene Ontology annotation, biological process: vesicle-mediated transport.
UAUAAACUGAAAACCUGACGAGCACUCUAACAUCUGAUUUACUCUUUGUUGUUUAUUGUGGAUAAAGAACGGCCAAGUUAAGGGAGCCCAGAACGGCGACUACACAAGGAUGACCGCCCGCAAUCCCCAGACCCUGAUGGCGCUACCCAACGAGGAGCAAUUUGACUUUCUCUUCAAGAUCGUUCUGAUUGGAGACUGUGGGACGGGGAAGACCUGCAUCGUGGACAGAUUCAAGACGGGCAACUACAUAGAGCGUCACGGGAAUACCAUUGGCGUGGACUUCUCCAUGAAGACCAUUGCCGUGGAGGCCAAACAAAUCAAGCUACAAAUCUGGGACACUGCUGGCCAGGAGAGAUUUCGCACCAUUACGCAGAGCUACUAUCGGUCGGCCAACGGGGUCUUAAUUGUUUAUGACAUCACAAAGCGGUCUUCCUUCUCCAACCUCCAAAAAUGGAUUGAGGAGGUGCGCAGGUACACGGCCUCCAAUGUGCUGAUCAUUCUGAUAGGCAACAAAUGCGAUUUGGAGGAGCAGCGUGAGGUGGACUUUGAGGAGGCGCGCCAAAUGUGUCAAUAUAUACCUGAGAUCCUGUUCGUGAUGGAGACCUCUGCCAAGGAGAACAUGAAUGUGGAGGAUGCUUUUCGGUGCUUGGCCACGGAGCUUAAGCGCCAACAUGAUGCCAAUAGUGUCGAGGAGGUGCCGGAGGACACCAUCACAUUGGGCCAGGGCAAGCCCCUGAAGAGCUGCAGCAGCUCCUGCAAUCUCACCUAGACCACCUCUUCCUUGGUGCCCCCCUAUUUUGCUUUUAUUUUCGUUGUGAUCAAAUCGUUCUUGUGGCUAUAUAUAUUUUAAUAUGCUAAAGUUUUUACCUAAUCCUAGACCGUUCAAGGCGUAACAGGCCUUUAAUUUAUACACUAACUUUUACACAACCAUAUGUAUUUAUUUUAGGCGAUAGAAGAGUACAAAACAAUCUCACACAUCAGCGAAUCAUCGAGCCAACAGUGUCAAUUACCACAGGCAAUGCUCAGAGAGGAGAAAGAAUACGUCCAACUGCUGUAUUUGUAUUUUCAAAUUGAUGAUACGCGAAAUAAACACGUUUAUUUUGUAAUUUUA